GCAAUUUCAGACUUCCUGCUUGGUGCCCACAAUCAGAAAGAGAACAGAUAGACGAAAGCCAAAAAUGGCGUCAGAAACAGAGAGCAAAAAGCAUUAUGUUCUGGUGCAUGGUUCUUGCCACGGCGCUUGGUGCUGGUACAAGCUCAAGCCACGGCUGGAAUCCGUCGGCCACCGCGUCUCGGUGGUAGACCUUGCGGCUUCUGGCAUCCACCCCGCCAAAAUUGAAGACCUUCGUUCCUUAUCGGAUUACUCUGAGCCUCUGCUCAAGCUGUUGGCCGACCUCCCUGCCGGAGAAGAGAAGGUGGUUCUCGUCGGGCACAGCUACGGCGGCAUGAACAUAGCCCUCGCCGCCGACCUCUUCCCGCACAAGAUAGCGCUUGCCGUUUUCUUAACCGCCUUCCUUCCAGACACCAACCAUAAACCAUCCUACGUCUUAGAACAGUUUCUAGAGAAGAUCCCAAAUGUUGCAUGGUUAGACACAGAGAUCUGUGAUCGUGGGAGCUUAACAACUUUGUCGUUUGGUCCAAAGUUCCUGUCCUCUCAUCUCUAUCAACUCUGCUCCAAAGAGGAUGUGGAAUUGGCAAAGUCAUUGAUGAGGCCAUCGUCCUAUUUUGUGGAUGACUUGUCUAAAGCAAACAACUUUUCUGAAGAGGGAUUCGGAUCAGUUCCACGAGCUUUCAUUGUUUGCAAUCAGGACCUGGCAAUUCUAAUGGAAUUUCAAUUAUGGAUGAUCCAAAAUUCUGGGGUUAAUGAAGUUCUGGAGAUUAAAGAUGCGGAUCAUAUGGCAAUGCUUUCUCAGCCCCAAGAACUCUGUGAUGCUCUCCUUUGCCUUGCUUCUAAAUAUGCUUAGAUUCAUUCAUGUUGCUCCAUGUCUUUCUCUUUUAAAAAGUACUAAUUGGAUGCCAAGAGAAAGAGACUUCAAUAAAUUGGAGUUUUGCAGGUGUGUGUUUAUACUUUUAUAGUUUGUGAAAUGAACAUUUACAAAAACUGAAUUGAGCUUUUUGUCUAAAACUAGCUACUUUGACUUGCAUAUGGUUUUGAACAAAAUUUAGAAAAUAAAAUAUUAGAGAAGUUUCAUUGAGGCA
Neltuma alba is the source of this 1085-nucleotide messenger RNA. Its product is annotated as salicylic acid-binding protein 2-like. The record is from RefSeq and is a predicted model, not a curated record. The coding region runs from base 65 to 850 and encodes 261 amino acids. NCBI's taxonomy places the organism in Eukaryota, Viridiplantae, Streptophyta, Magnoliopsida, Fabales, Fabaceae. Gene Ontology annotation, molecular function: methyl indole-3-acetate esterase activity; methyl jasmonate esterase activity; methyl salicylate esterase activity. The transcript is spliced from 4 exons. Gene Ontology annotation, biological process: jasmonic acid metabolic process; salicylic acid metabolic process.